Messenger RNA from Arxiozyma heterogenica, 3453 nucleotides. RefSeq names its product SUMO protease ULP2 (gene ULP2). Gene Ontology annotation, cellular component: cytoplasm; nucleus. The record is from RefSeq and is a predicted model, not a curated record. The transcript has a single exon. Lineage: Eukaryota; Fungi; Ascomycota; Saccharomycetes; Saccharomycetales; Saccharomycetaceae. Bases 1 to 3453 code for a protein of 1150 amino acids. Gene Ontology annotation, molecular function: SUMO-specific endopeptidase activity. Gene Ontology annotation, biological process: protein desumoylation; proteolysis.
AUGUAUAUAUAUGCCGGUCGUUUUAAUAUGGUUAAAAGACGUAAGAUUAGAGGUGAAUUGGCACCAAUGGAUAGAAUAACUAAUUCUAAUACUAAUACUACCAGUAACAACAACGACAACAAUAAUAAUAAUAGCAAGUCUGAUUUAGUUGUACUUAACGGAUCAAAAGUAAGAAGAACUUAUAGAAAAGAUCCUAAAAUAGUUAGAAAUAUUAAUAAUAAUUUAGUUACUAAAGAAUUUGUCUUCAGCCCAGAAUCAAUACCGAAAGCUUCUGUUCCAUCUCAUAAUGAUGAUGCUAACGAACACAACAAUAACGGUGCUAAUAAGAAGACAUUCUCCCAUAUUACCCCUCAUUCAGGUCGUAUGGUAACAGAUAAAGAUAUCGAACAUUAUUCAAGAAGACUCAUCUCUAGUUCACCAUCCUCCCACCCCAUAGAGACCGAUACAGAACCUCAAAUCUUAGAAGUUAAUCAAAUAAAUAGAGAUAAAAAUAAAGAACUUUAUUCCUUCGAAUUUGCUAAUAAUAAAUCCGACACUUCGGAAAAUAGACCACAUACUUCCGGUAAAGGUUUGCUACAUUCAUCACCAAUAAGUUCUGGUCCAUCUUCCCUUUUUAUGAGAAUGGUUGGGGUUUUAAAAUUUAUUAACGAAAGAGGUUCUUAUCAAUCUAUUAAUCAAGUGUCCUUGAAAUUUAAAGUCGAUAAAAAUGGCUGUUUUAUAAGCUUUCAGCAUAAAGAAGAGGACCUUUUGACUAGACCUUUAUCAUUUGAGAAGGAUUGUCAUGAUUUAUACUUUGAUUCCAACUAUUCAUGUUUGGGGGUCUUUUUGAAUAAAUCUAUCUUCAUUUUUUCUGAGACUGGUAAUGGUGGGUUUAAAGUAAGGACUAGAUUGAUUCUUUGGGAAAAUAACGAGGCACGAACACAGAAUGGACUCUCUAAAAUUGAAAAGCAAUUAUCACAUUUUAAUAUUAAAUGUAACAUCUCAGUAUUAAAUAAACAUACAGAAAUAAUGGAUACUUUAAAGACUAUACAUAGGAGGAUUUCGAAUCUGGGCAAUGAAAAUAUGGCUACUUCUGCCAUAAAAACCAUUUUCAAUCAACAAUCAAGAAUUAAGAAGGAUAGUUUUUUAAAUAAGCCAUUCUUUAACUCAUUAAGUGCUAAAAGAAAGCAUACUUCAUCCAUGUAUAAAACAUCAACAUCCUCAGUAACGAAAAUACAUAUUCCAAAUCAUAAUACUGAAAUUAGUCAAACGCCAACGGCUGUGACUUCAGUUAAGCAUGUUCCAGCCUCCUCUUUUUAUUCCAAUAUCUCUUCACCAACAAAUCCAUAUUCUAUUGAUAAUAAUAAACUUCAAUUGAACGUUAGGCGAUCCACGAGAAAUUUAGAUAAUCUUCAGAAGUGCCAUCAGGUGCUUGAUUUAGAUCUGGAAGAAUCAAAUGUAUCAUUUGAAGAACCAGAGGAAUUUAAACCAUGUCUUAAACAGAUGUUUAAAGAUAAUACAUGUUAUACAGUGACAAAUCAAGAUUUUAAAUGUCUAUAUAAUAAUGAUUGGAUAAAUGACAGUAUUAUUGAUUUUUUCAUUAAAUUUUACGUGGAAAAAUCAAUUGACAGAAAGGUUGUUAAAAGAGAAGAAGUUUAUAUUAUGUCAUCCUUUUUUUAUACAAAAUUGAUAAGUGAUCAUAAUCAAUUAUAUGAAAAUGUGAAAAAAUGGGUUCAAAAUUCAGAUUUAUUGAAUCGCAAAUAUGUAGUGAUCCCAUUAAAUGUAAGUUAUCAUUGGUUUGGUUGUAUAAUUACUAAUUUAGAUAUAUAUCACGAUUUUGUGCUAAAACAUAACAGUGUCAAAGGAAACUAUUAUAAUAAUAAUGCAGUUGGUAAUAAUAAUAAUACAAAAACUCCAAUUGAUUGCAAGUCUAUUGAAGAUAAUAGUCAAAAUGGAAAUGAUUCAGCUAAUGUCUCUAACAAAAAAAACAUGAAUGCAGGUGACACCUCUGAUAGAAUUACUAUGCAUUCAAACACAGAAAACUCAAAGGAGUCUAAUAUGUUAAUAAAUACGCAAGAUGGAUCUUUCAAAGACAAUGGAGGUCAUGAUGAUAUUGCCCUAAGUUGUCCCGUAAUUGAAAUAUUAACAUUUGAUUCUUUAAGGGGAACACAUUCUAGAGAAGUAGACCCCAUUAAAGAAUUUAUCAUAGCAUAUGCAAAGGAUAAAUAUAAUAUAUUGAUUGAUAAAGAUUGCAUCAAAAUGAAAACAUGUUUAGUCCCACAGCAACCAAAUAUGAGUGAUUGUGGUGUUCAUGUUAUAUCAACUAUCUCUAAAUUUUUUGAGGAUCCUAUUUCAACUAUGGAUGUUUGGAGAAAUGCAAAGAGUAAAAGUAAACAAUCUAAUAAAAUUGUGAAUGAUUAUUUUGAAAAAAAUAAGAGAAAUAGAGAAAGGAGAAACCUAAGGACAGUUUUGAAACAACUUUUAGCUGCUCAGAUUGAAAGAACAGGUAUCAAGUCUGAUAACGAUACUAAAAGUAUGGAUGAUAAUGAAGAUGAUGAAGAUAUUGAGAUCAUAGAAGAUAUGUCAAAAUAUACAAAUUUACCUGACAAAAACAAGCUUUUAAAAGAAGUGAAAGAAGCAGAGAAGGAAUUGCAAGAAGACAAGGAAAUUACAAAAGAUGAAAAGGCGGAUAAAGAAGUUAGUGUAUCACCUUGUAAAGAUAAACAUGUUUCUACUUCAAGAAUCAGUGAUGGUCUAACUUCUGAUCCUCCUUCGAGUCCAUCAGAAGAGGUACCUAAACAUUUCAAGAAUCCAUUACACCUUGAAUCACAGAAAUCCAGUCCAUCCAGUACACCAAAUUCAUCACGCAAUAUCGACUAUACUGGUAUAACUAUUCCAAAAGAAGCAAUAGUUGAUACUGAUUUCUUAGAAAGUUCUCCAACUAAAUAUCACAGCAAUCAUCAAAGGGAGAAAAAUAUCAGACCUAUCCUCAGUCCAUUUUUUAACAAAAUAAGAAGUUCAGACCGAAAUGAAAAUGAAACAAACAAGAACGAUAAGAUAUCAUUGUUGCAGGAAUCGUCCAAUACUUACCAUACCCAACGUUAUAGGUUAUUGAGAUCGCCGAAUAAAUACCUUGAUGAUUCCGUGAAUGAGGAUACUUCUCAUAGUGUUAUUGUAUCAGAUGCCGACGAAGAUGUUAAACUAGUAGGUAAAGAUAAAGAGUCUUCAACAGUGGUAUCGAAUGACAUACGAAGGAUUAACAAGAGAGACACUGCAGAGGUAAUUAGUGAAAAGAUGGAACAAGAAUUGAAUGAGAAGGAUAUAUAUAAUAAUUUUGAGGGUAAGGAUACGUUAACAAAUAAUAUUAUAAAAACUGAUGAAAGCGACAUACUAAAAACUUUUUCUCCUGUUAUCCUUAGAGAUGGUAUUAAAUCGCAACCAGUAAAUGAGUUGAUUUCUCUGGAUGAUGAUUAG